ACACGUGCGCGGAAGGAGCCAGCAGUAGCGGGCGGCAGAGCUGGCGUAAAGGGGACUGGGGGUAAAGAGGUCCGAUGGAAGGGUGGCGAAAGGGGGAGAGGGCCGGGCACGGCCCCUAGACGAAGGGCGGCGCGGAGGUUCGGGCUGGCUCUCCGCACGUCGGAUGCAGUCCUGGUCCCACAAGCCCUGGAUACGCGAGGUUUAGGUCGCAAUUGCCGUCAUGCUUAAAGCUGUGAUCCUGAUUGGAGGCCCUCAAAAGGGGACUCGCUUCAGGCCUUUAUCUUUUGAGGUGCCCAAACCCCUGUUUCCAGUGGCAGGGGUCCCUAUGAUCCAGCACCACAUUGAGGCCUGUGCCCAGGUCCCUGGGAUGCAGGAGAUUCUGCUCAUUGGCUUCUACCAACCUGACGAGCCACUUACCCGGUUCCUAGAAGCUGCACAGCAAGAGUUUAACCUUCCAGUCAGGUACCUGCAGGAAUUUGCGCCUCUGGGCACAGGAGGUGGUCUCUACCACUUCCGGGAUCAGAUCCUGGCUGGGGACCCUGAGGCCUUCUUCGUGCUCAACGCUGAUGUUUGCUCCGACUUCCCCUUGAGCGCUAUGUUGGCUGCCCACAGACACCAGCCUCACCCUUUCUUGCUCCUGGGCACCACGGCUAACAGGACACAGUCCCUCAACUAUGGCUGCAUCGUAGAGAAUCCACAGACGCACGAGGUUCUGCACUAUGUGGAGAAACCCAGCACGUUUGUUAGUGACAUCAUCAACUGCGGCAUCUACCUCUUUUCCCCGGAAGCCCUGAAGCCCCUACGGGAUGUCUUCCAGCGUAAUCAGCAGAAUGGGCGACUCUGCCUUCCUCUGGGGGAGGACUCUUCAGGCCUGUGGCGGGGGGCAGGCACCAUCCGCCUGGAACAGGACGUGUUCUCAGCCCUGGCUGGGCAGGGCCAGAUCUACGUGCACCUUAAUGACGGUAUCUGGAGCCAGAUCAAGUCUGCAGGCUCGGCCCUCUAUGCCUCCCGCCUCUAUCUGGGUCAGUACCAGUUCACUCACCCCGAACGCCUGGCCAAGCACAGCCCAGGCGGGCCGCUGAACCAGAUAUGGUUUGGGGCAUUUGCCUCCAGGUCCUCUCUUCUGCUUCUAGGAAACGUUUAUAUCCACCCAACGGCUAAGGUGGCCCCAUCAGCUGUGCUGGGCCCCAACGUCUCCAUUGGGGAGGGGGUGACUGUGGGCGAGGGCGUGCGGCUCCGAGAGAGCAUUGUCCUCCAUGGAGCCACACUGCAGGAGCACACAUGUGUGCUGCACAGCAUUGUGGGCUGGGGGAGCACUGUGGGGCGCUGGGCCCGCGUGGAGGGUACCCCCAAUGACCCCAAUCCCAACGACCCCCGGGCCCACAUGGACAGUGAGAGCCUCUUCAAGGAUGGGAAGCUGCUGCCUGCCAUCACCAUCCUGGGCUGCCGCGUCCGGAUCCCUGCUGAGGUGCUCAUCCUGAACUCGAUUGUUCUGCCACACAAGGAGCUGAGCCGAAGCUUUACCAACCAGAUCAUCCUCUGAAGGGGGCCGCCGAAGGCCCCCCAACUCCUACCCCUCCGGCCUCUGUCCAGAAUGGACCUGGGGAAGCCGGGCAGAAUCUUCACACACUGGGAGCAGCGUGGGUGGGUGGGUGGAGGACUCGGCCUCCCUCUCCGUUGCUCCCUAAUAAACCCCAUGAACCUUGGA
Messenger RNA from Myotis brandtii (Brandt's bat), 1708 nucleotides. It is a transcript of the gene GMPPA, whose product is annotated as GDP-mannose pyrophosphorylase A. Gene Ontology annotation, cellular component: cytoplasm. The record is from RefSeq and is a predicted model, not a curated record. Gene Ontology annotation, molecular function: transferase activity. The coding region runs from base 221 to 1543 and encodes 440 amino acids. The transcript is spliced from 14 exons. NCBI's taxonomy places the organism in Eukaryota, Metazoa, Chordata, Mammalia, Chiroptera, Vespertilionidae. Gene Ontology annotation, biological process: biosynthetic process.